AAAAAGAGGCCUUCAAAAUAAAAGCUGGAUCUUGCCUGCUUGAUGCUACCGUAGCGAGCAUCACCCCAUCAACAACCAGACAGCUGUCAAGUCUACAACACAGCAAACGUCAGCCUCGAAUCGAGAAGUGACGGUCUGCAAUCUGCCAGGAUGAGUGGUGAUGGUGAUGGUUUCAACCCUGCUGCAGUGGCACAGCCAGUAGACGAUGUGCAAGGAGAUGGGCGGUGGAUGUCACAGCACACUCGAUUUGUGCAGGAGUGUAAGGAUGGAGAACCAGAUGUGCUUUUUGUGGGGGACUCGAUGGUACAGCUAAUGCAGCAGUACGAGGUCUGGAGGGAGUUGUUCUCGCCGCUUCAUGCCCUCAACUUUGGCAUCGGAGGCGACACCACCUGCAAUGUGUUGUGGCGGCUGCAGAACGGAGAGCUAGAAAACAUCCGUCCCAAGAUUGUGGUGGUGUGGGUAGGAACCAACAAUCACGAACACACGGCGGAGCAAGUCGCCGGGGGAAUUCUGUCGAUUGCAAAGCUGCUCACAUCCCGUCUACCCAAAGCAAAAGUAGUAGUGCUGGGUUUGUUACCACGAGGGGAGCGUCCAAACCCUCUGAGAGAGAAAAACGCCGGUGUCAACAACUUUCUGCGAUCCUGGCUGCCACGCUUGGCGCAGGCUCAGUUCCUGGAUGUGAGCGGGGAGUUUGUUCACUCCGACGGAACCAUCAGUCCGCAGGACAUGUUCGACUUCCUCCACCUGACGUCAACAGGUUACCGUACCGUGGCCAAGCCCCUCAGCGACCUCUUGCUUCAAAUACUCGAGGAGACGCCGGAGGAGCGACGGGCGUCGUUGGUUUGAGUAUCCGAGACCGAGCAGCGCCGGGGGGUCAUGUCUCGCGCGCUGAUGUGGGAGGAACGGGGGAAGACGUGCCUCUGGGUUCAAUAGCAGGAAGGCGUCCUGACAUGUCUUGGCGUUGAUGAGUGGCGGAUUGGUGUGGGUGCUGUAGAGGGGGGAGGGACAUCACUACACUCUUCAAAUGACUUACUGCCUGAGAUCUUGUGUGACUGCGCUCUCAUCAAAUGAAGUAUUUCCGAGCACCGUUACACACCAAUAUGUGGCAAAAUACAACAAACCAGUUUAUCUUCCUCGAUUACAUCCUUACGGUAAAAGGUUGGCUGCUUUACAACACUGUACAAUGUUUAUAGUCUGGUUAAAAGAGGGGGAAAAACAUCAUGCAAUAAAGUUUAUCCUUCCAUAAUGAUUUUUUAAAUAUGAAACAAAUAGCACAGCAAAAUAGCACAGUGGAUGUGUGUUUAGACACGCUACAAGAUGUUGAAUCAAGGUGUCAUGUUUGUUUGAUGCGCGGUCAAAACUUCAUUCAGCUUCACGUGGAACCUCUUUAAAUCCCAGCUGGACGCGAUGUUUAUCCCAUAAACAUAUAUUUUGCAACACAAUGUAAGACAGCUGCCAUUUUAACAAAUCUGUAUCAUGCUGGACAAUGAAUGGCACUCUCUCCCUCUCAUUCAGUAUUUUCUUUCUUACGCACCUCUUGUUGAAAAAUGUAUGUGGCUGUUAUCUUUUCGUCAUUGAUCUCUCACGCAACCCUGCCCCUAUCGGCCCCUCUUUGCUUCUCUACAUCAUUCCCCAACACUUGUAUGAAUAGAAGUUGCAGAAGCUACUGAAUAUUACUAAGCAAAAACUAUGCUAAAGUUUCACAAUAAGUCACAUACCGAGCUUGAAAUGAUACUGCUGUCUUAAGCUCUGUAUACAUAUGUACUAUGUGUGUGUGUAUGGAUGCGUGUCUGCGCCUUAAAUGUCCAUGGGAGCGGCUGUGUACAAAAUGACUGUCUUUUGGUUGGAGUGGUGUGAUUGUGUAGAAAUGACCCCAGUUGUAAAUAAGCUUUGUGGAGUUUUUUUUUGAGGGGGGGAAAGUGAUGUUUGAAGGGGGGGUUUAGAUUGUGGGUGUCUGUAGGUGUGAUACGAUACGUGCACUUGGUUGGCUUGU
Messenger RNA from Doryrhamphus excisus (bluestripe pipefish), 1993 nucleotides. RefSeq names its product platelet-activating factor acetylhydrolase 1b, catalytic subunit 2 (gene pafah1b2). Gene Ontology annotation, cellular component: cytoplasm. Lineage: Eukaryota; Metazoa; Chordata; Actinopteri; Syngnathiformes; Syngnathidae. The record is from RefSeq and is a predicted model, not a curated record. Gene Ontology annotation, molecular function: platelet-activating factor acetyltransferase activity.